Dipodomys ordii (Ord's kangaroo rat) is the source of this 3927-nucleotide messenger RNA. RefSeq names its product maestro heat-like repeat-containing protein family member 7. The coding region runs from base 1 to 3927 and encodes 1308 amino acids. Gene Ontology annotation, cellular component: cytoplasm. The record is from RefSeq and is a predicted model, not a curated record. The transcript has 31 exons. NCBI's taxonomy places the organism in Eukaryota, Metazoa, Chordata, Mammalia, Rodentia, Heteromyidae.
AUGUGCGGUGCCCAGCCCCUCAGGGUGGCGCGCUCGCCCUGCAGGGGGCGCUCGCGUGCGGCGCCCCGGGGAGCCGCAGCGCCCCCUGGAGGCUCCAGAACCCCGGGGAGCCGGGAGCCCGCGCCUGAGGGGCGCUGUGUGGCCGUCAGGACAGAGGGUCCGGGCGGGAGUGAGGAGCCGGACCGGGCUUCGGGGCCUGGUGUGAGGCGCCGGCCGGGCCGGAUGCCGACCGCGUCCCAGGGUCGCUGGGCCUUGCGGGUCUGGCUGCUCUUCUCCAAGAUUCAGGCUGCUGUUUCAGAUGUACAAAUGAAUCUACCUCUGAACAAGCAAAUAAACUUUAAGUCACCAAGUCCCCAGGAUCUUUUGCAAUCAAGCCUUCUGGGUCUGCGCCAGUCAGAGAUAGAAGCCUAUGAGUUAAUUCUGCAAUUUAUAGACCAAAAAGACAUGUCCCAAAUGGACAAGCUGAGUUUUCUCAGGGCUGUGGAGACCUUAAGUGGUGCUGUACACUCCCAACCAAAUGGCUGCAUGAAUGAUUACUAUCCCCAGACCAUCCUCACCAAGAAAAUUGAGACAUUAAUCCUGGAAGAAUCCACUUCGAGUUUGGACAGCAACAUUCUUCAGCAAGCCAUGUUGUGCACUGUGGCCCUGAGGUUCCUUCCUACUGUGAUCUUCUCAUGCCAGGUGAAUCCACCUUUCAACUUAUCCCAGAAGCUGGACCUGGUCAAUGCUGCCAUCUCCAUCAUGUUCUCUCUGCCGCUCAUCUUACCUAGCCUAGACAGGAAAGAGAGUGCCAGUCUCUAUAUCCAGAUCAUCCUGCCUUGGGUAACCCUGUCAGAAAAAAAAUACGAGCAGAACCGGGCCUUGGGCACCAUGUCCCGCUUGUUGAGGUUCAUCUGCAAUUUUUCUGAACUGUUGCACAUGUCGCUUUUCUCCAUGACUGGGAAAUUGAUGGGCAUCUUGGGUCUCCUCAGCGUGCACUCGAACCAUGAGGUCAGCAUGGAGGCAUCAGAGGCCUUGCAUUACUUGUUCAAAAUCCUUGUGCUUCAGAGAAGUGUAAAAGGGAAGAUAGAAGAGAUCCUGAAGGACUUACAGAAACAUUUCCGCAGACAGUGGCUCUUCAGCAUGCAGGACCUUGCACUGAUACCUGAACUCAUUGCCAACGGACUCGUCUACUGGCACAACGAGUUGAAAAUAGAAACACCUUUGCCACUGUCCUCUUUCUUCAGGAAGUACUUGACCCCUUUGGAGAGAGCUGAUGUGAUCAUCGUGGCCAUAGAAGCCAUGGCAAGUACCGACAUCCAGGACACCCGGGCGGCCUCCAAAGUGUUUAAGGUCCUCCUGAAACACACGAUCCCAGAAAUCGGAAAGGUGCCAGAGAUCAUCCAGUAUAUUUACUACCACAUGAGCAACAUCACAGAGACCACAUCCCUGAAUGCCAUAAAGAAGAUCUUUCACAUGUUCGCCCAGUCCUACACUGAUGAAGUCAUCUUGACGCUGAUUAAGAUAGAAGAUCAGUCACAAAAAGGAGUGCGCCAGCCUUGGGAAAUCCUAGCAUCCUUCCCCAAAGACUACGAGCUGAUCCUGGAGCAUCUGCUGCAGAGGCUGAAGCCACCUGUGGAAGAGGAGUCGGGCCGCAGGCCAGAGCUCUCCCCGCUCAUUGCCACCAGGGCCGUCCACGAGCUGCUGCUGGAGCCCAGCCGGCGCCUGGAGGUGCAGACUUUCUUCUCGUCCCUCUUCCUAGCACUGCUGUUCCGGAUCUCCUUUCUUGUGUUCGAAGGGAGGGCCGAAGCAAUGGAAGAUCAACCCUACGAAACGAAGUGGGUGAACCCCAUCAGUUUUUCCACAGACACCCUGAAGACCUUGAUAAGCAGUUCAGGGUACGGGGACCACGUGGUUUACAUCCAGGAGCUUGGAGGUUGGGAGCGGCUUAUAGAUCCUGAAACCCACUACGAAGGAGUCACUCUGCUGGCCAGAUCCCUGGUGGUCAAGAACUGCUGGCACAACCGCCCCAUCUUCAGCCUCCUCAUCAGGACCCUCCAGGACCUGGACUGUACCAGUCACGUGACAGCCUUGGUGCUGCUGGCAGAGCUGCUCCACUGCCCGGAUGUGAGUUCCAAUGUGGAUGACAUUGCCACCCAUAUUCUGGCAAGCUGGUUCAAGAGCGAGGAGCUCGCCACAGUGAAAGUCCUGCUGCAGGUGACGGAGACCUUCGCAAAGCACAAGAACUUGCUGAGACGGCUGGGCAUCCUGCAGCCCCACGUGCUCAACUGCUGUUACUCCUCCAACCCUGACAUUGUGAUGGAGACCUUCCUGACGCUGCAGCGCCUCCUGCAGGACCUCAAGUGGCAGUACUCCUCUUCCUUCCUCACUCAGCUGGCCUUCAUGCUGUCCACCUUCUUUGAGGCGGAGUCGCAGCCUCUGCGCUUGAAGGCCUUCCAGAUCUAUGCAAGUCUCCUAACCAAGACCAAGAGGAAUGUCCUCAUCUUCCCCCUGAGGCACCAGAUCCUCAACUUGAUAGUCCUCCUGGUGCUGCACAUGAAGGACGAGAACAUGGAGGUGCGCCAGAUCUGCCAGUACAGCCUCUACAAGACAGCCACCAUCCUGGGCUGGUCUAGGCUCAAAGCAGUCUUUGUCAACCACGAUGUGUUUACCAUCCUCAGAGCCCUGCUGCAGCAGGAGACAAACAAAGCCCCCUGGUUUCUGAAGCAGUGCAUAGUUCUCUUCAAGAGCCCCCAGACCCCCAUCCGCCUGAUAGCUGUGUGGUUUGCAGUCUUUCUUGGCUUCUUGCAGCUGCUCCACUGCCCGGAUGUGAGUUCCAAUGUGGAUGACAUUGCCACCCAUAUUCUGGCAAGCUGGUUCAAGAGCGAGGAGCUCGCCACAGUGAAAGUCCUGCUGCAGGUGACGGAGACCUUCGCAAAGCACAAGAACUUGCUGAGACGGCUGGGCAUCCUGCAGCCCCACGUGCUCAACUGCUGUUACUCCUCCAACCCUGACAUUGUGAUGGAGACCUUCCUGACGCUGCAGCGCCUCCUGCAGGACCUCAAGUGGCAGUACUCCUCUUCCUUCCUCACUCAGCUGGCCUUCAUGCUGUCCACCUUCUUUGAGGCGGAGUCGCAGCCUCUGCGCUUGAAGGCCUUCCAGAUCUAUGCAAGUCUCCUAACCAAGACCAAGAGGAAUGUCCUCAUCUUCCCCCUGAGGCACCAGAUCCUCAACUUGAUAGUCCUCCUGGUGCUGCACAUGAAGGACGAGAACAUGGAGGUGCGCCAGGUGAGUGGCCAGGCCGAGGGGCCAAGCCUCUUGUCUCCCCAGAUCUGCCAGUACAGCCUCUACAAGACAGCCACCAUCCUGGGCUGGUCUAGGCUCAAAGCAGUCUUUGUCAACCACGAUGUGUUUACCAUCCUCAGAGCCCUGCUGCAGCAGGAGACAAACAAAGCCCCCUGGUUUCUGAAGCAGUGCAUAGUUCUCUUCAAGAGCCCCCAGACCCCCAUCCGCCUGAUAGCUGUGUGGUUUGCAGGCCAGAUCAUCCAGGUCCUCAACCAGGAAGAGGUGGAUGGGAUCGAGGAAGAGUAUUCCUCCUUAAGGCUCAUGGAGAAAGACCCGGACCCCAUGGUCAGCUGCCUCACCAGGCAGACUCUCUACGUCCUGGAAGCCAAGGACCAGCUGCUGCGGGCCCAGCCCCGCGGUACUGGUAUCCUCAAGACCCAAGGCGCUCAGAGUUUAGAAAGACUCUGCUGCCAGUCUUCUGAUGGUGGCCGGAGGGGUGAGUCACUGAACACUGAUCUGGCUAAUACUGAGAGCGGGGUCCUGGCCCAGCACUGUGUGGAGAAGGCUCUGGGGUCGUGGGGAUGGAACACGGGCCUUUCAUCCGGGCGAAAGCUGCACAGGGGCCCUGCCCACGAGACAGAGAACCUGGGUCCCAGUGUUUAG